AAUAGCCUGAGAGAACUACGCAAAAGCCCUCUUGCUUCAGUUGCCAUGGCCUCAGUCCAGUGCUUCAAGAAUGCUGAGAAAAGCUACUACCAACAGAGCCACCAUGGCCAUCGCAUGGAACAUGCAAUGAGCCACAGCCAGACCCAGUGCUAUGGCCAGGGUGAGAAACACCUUCCAUUGGGCUAUGGCUACAUGGCUCAUAGCAAUGGCCACAUGGCUCAUAGCAGUGGUAAUGGCUACCUAGCUAAUGGCCACGGCUACAUGGCUCAUGGUCACGGCUACAUGGCACAAACUCAUGGUCACCACAGUGGGCAUGCCAUGGCCAAAACCAUGACUCCCUGGAUGGGCCUAAACAAUGGUUAUACUAUUGGCCAACAUGCCCAGACUCACUUCAUUACUCAAGCUCAUGGCUACAAGAAAGAGAAUUCUUCUUGCAAUGGAAAGUCUAAGAAGAAGGGCGAAUACAAGAAGAAAGAGAAGAUCAUAUUCAAGAAGAAAUCCAAGGAAUGCAAAUCUGGUGGUAGCAGCAGCAGCAGCGAUAGCGAGAGCGAGAGUGACAACGACCGCUUCUGAAAGGUGAAGAUAUAA
Messenger RNA from Syzygium oleosum, 588 nucleotides. RefSeq lists its product as uncharacterized. The record is from RefSeq and is a predicted model, not a curated record. The transcript is spliced from 2 exons. The coding region runs from base 46 to 573 and encodes 175 amino acids. Lineage: Eukaryota; Viridiplantae; Streptophyta; Magnoliopsida; Myrtales; Myrtaceae.